Molecule: messenger RNA, 1734 nt
Organism: Myxocyprinus asiaticus (Chinese sucker)
Lineage: Eukaryota; Metazoa; Chordata; Actinopteri; Cypriniformes; Catostomidae
Product: carotenoid-cleaving dioxygenase, mitochondrial-like
Exons: 12
Coding region: 31-1716 (561 amino acids)
Biological process (GO): retinal metabolic process; carotene catabolic process
Cellular component (GO): mitochondrion
Molecular function (GO): beta-carotene 15,15'-dioxygenase activity; carotenoid dioxygenase activity
Source: RefSeq, a predicted model, not a curated record
GUCAGCUCAACAAGCCACCAUAAGCAGACCAUGUCUACCAUAAACCAUCUCAAUAGAUACAGCCCUGGCUGGAAGAAGGCAAAGAAUAAAGAUCAACAUUUCACAGAUGUACAUGGUCUCCCAUGCAUUGAGAAGCUGGUGUGUUCAGUGGAUGAAACAACAGAGCCCAUCGCAACCAAAAUUACUGGUAAAAUACCCUUGUGGAUCAAAGGCAAUUUCCUCAGGAAUGGACCUGGAAAGUUUGAGUUUGGAAGAAGCAGUUUCAACCACUGGUUUGAUGGCAUGGCACUUCUGCAUCAGUUCCAAAUUGAGGAUGGAAAAGUGACAUACAUGAGCCGCUUCCUGAACAGUGAUUCUUACAAGGAAAACACUAUGAAUAACCGCAUUGUGGUGUCGGAAUUUGGCACAGUUGCAGUGCCGGACCCCUGCAAGAACUUCUUCCAGCGGUUUCUCUCUCGCUUUGAGUUACCAAGUAAGUGUGAAGUAUUUGAGCCAACUGACAACGCAAAUGUGAGUUUUGUCCAGUAUAAAGGAGACUACUAUGUCAGCACAGAGACAAACUUCAUGCACAAAAUAGACCCAAAGACACUUGAAAACAAAGAAAAGGUGGACUGGAGUAAAUUCAUUGCUGUUAAUGGAGCCACAGCUCACCCCCAUGUGGAUCCUGAUGGAACCACAUACAACAUGGGCAACUCUUACACCCCUAAAGGUGCCUUCUACAAUAUUAUAAGAGUGUCCCCAAAAAAAGAGAAUCCAGAGGAUACCUUGGAAGGAGCCACAGUUGUUUGCUCUAUCCCCUCUGAGGACAAGUCCAAACCAUCCUACUAUCAUAGCUUUGCCAUGUCAGAGAACUAUGUGGUAUUCAUCGAACAGCCAAUCAAAAUGGAUCUCUUGAAGAUUGUGACAGGCAAACUGCGUGGAAAGGGAAUUAGUGAUGGUGUAUAUUGGGACCCCACACUGACCACAGUUUUCCACGUAAUCAAUAAGCACACGGGAAAGCUGAGCUUUGUCAAAUAUUACGCAAAGCCUUUGUCAACCUUUCAUCAGAUAAAUUGUUAUGAAGAAAAUGGUUUCCUGAUCAUGGACAUCUGCUGUUCUGAUGAUGGCCAGGCAAUUAACAACUACAUGAUACAGAAUUUAAAAAAGUCUGGGGAUGCUCUAGAUGAGGUAUACAACACCAUGUGCAGAACCUUCCCCCGCCGUUUUGUCCUACCGGUGAAUGUGGACAGUGACACACCCUGUGGGCAAAAUCUCAACACAUGCUUGAACAGCACUGCCACAGCUAUUAAGACAGACAAGAACAAGGUGUUUUGCACUUAUGAAGAUCUUCAUGGUGAGGAUCUUCAUGAAUAUGGAGGUAUCGAAUUCCCACAAAUCAACUAUUCAAAGUACAACACCCGGCCCUACCGUUACUACUAUGGAUGUGGCUUCAGACACCUAGUUGGAGACUCUCUUAUUAAAAUUGACCUUCAAGGCAAACAAAUGAAGGUGUGGCAACAUUCAGGCCUGUAUCCUUCUGAACCAAUCUUUGUCUCUUCACCUGAUGCUGUAGAGGAGGAUGAUGGAGUCAUUUUGUCUGUGGUCAUAUCUCCUAAUCAGGACAAAAGCACAUUCCUUCUAUUGCUGGAUGCAAAAACAUUUGAAGAAUUGGGUCGUGCGGAGAUACCUGUCAACAUUCCAUACGGUUUUCAUGGGGCUUUCCAAACUAUAAACUGAGGAUCACUUUAAAAAAGG